Messenger RNA from Lodderomyces elongisporus, 816 nucleotides. RefSeq lists its product as uncharacterized. Gene Ontology annotation, biological process: proteasome assembly. The transcript has 2 exons. The record is from RefSeq and is a predicted model, not a curated record. Lineage: Eukaryota; Fungi; Ascomycota; Pichiomycetes; Serinales; Debaryomycetaceae. Bases 1 to 816 code for a protein of 271 amino acids.
AUGCUCAUCAAACCUAUAACAGAAUUGAGAAACCCUCGUCAUGUUCUUGACGUUGAUGUAAAUGACUCCCUGAGUCCCCAGCCAAUUCCAUCAAUUGCUAUCAGAAUUGAUCCUGACACAAAAUACAACUAUGUUUUGAUUGUGCCCAGUACAAUGAGUCUUAUAGCUGAGCAAUUACCAAAUUCUAAUGCUGUCGGAUCAAUAGAAAUUACGUAUCCUGAACUAUACAAGGACAUAAAAGAAACAGAGUCAUUAGCAGAAUAUGACGAAGAUGAACAGCUAUAUGCUGCUAUGCAAUCAGAGAAUAUCAAGAACAAGUACCCAACAUCAACAAUACCUAUCAACCUAACCAACAAUGGGGUAUUGUCCAUAGUGGUGCCACUCAUUAAGAAUAUAAUCGCAUACAAUAUUUUCGCAAAUGAAUUGGUCACACAUCUCAAUUUAAACAAAGAGUGGAUUCUUCUUGCGCCAUCGAAUUUGAAUAACGGACAAACGGUCAACAAACUCCAACUACACAAUGACAAUACUGACCCCGUGUUUCAAAAUGUGCCCGUUUUGCAACCACCUCAUACAAUCACAGGGGUUAGUGCUGCACUUUUGUCCCUGCUUAGCUUAGUUGAUGCUCCUAUUGCAACUGCUUUGGUUUUGGAUUCAGAAGGACAAAUUGGAUACGAAAAGAGUGACAACGAUGCCAUAGUCGAUGUGGCAAGUAUCCUUGGCAUUAUCUUCAAUCUCGACCACAAAAACUACGUGCGAAAAGUUAGUUCAAAUGUGAGGAAAUUUAAUGGGUAUUCUAAUUUGGGAAUGUAUAUCUAA